UCUGUUAAUCACUUUAUCAUACCAAAAAAUAGUGUUUUCACGUCUGAGUCGAGACUUACAACCUUCAACUUGUUUGGUACCCUUUAAUUUUCUGUCUUUCUGGUCCUUAAGCAUCUACCUUCAAACGCAAUGUCGACCGAGACCGAGGGAACUUUCGAGGUGGCAGAUGCCAGCCUGUAUACUAAGACCUGGACUCCUCAAGGCCCCAUCAAGGCAAAGUUAGUGCAUGUCCAUGGCUUCAGCGAUCAUGUCAAUUGGUACAAUGACGUAUAUCGAAUUCUAGCCUCGAAUGGCAUUCAAGUCUUUGGUUUCGAUCAAAGAGGUUGGGGCCGAAGCGUGAAGCAGCCAUCCGACAAGGGAAAUACAGGCCCAACAUCACGCGUUAUUGCGGAUAUCGCCGCCUUCAUUGAGAGCAAACUGCCUUCGGAUGUCCCGGUCUUUGUCCUGGGCCACUCUAUGGGCGGCGGCGAGGUCAUCACGCUUGCAGCUGACCCUCAGUAUGCCAAACUCGUGAGCCAAGUGCGUGGCUUUCUGCUCGAGGCACCAUUCAUCGGGUUCGCCCCUGAGGAAGUCCCAAGUUCGUUCAAGAUCUUUGCAGGACGACUAGCCUGUAAAAUUCUCCCCCGGUUUCAGCUUAAACACGUACUCGAUGUUGCCAACUUGACGCGAAAACCAGAGGUGGCCAAGGGUUUCAAAGAGGAUCCUCUGUGCCACGACACAGGCACACUCGAAGGGUUGGCAUCACUCCUUGAUCGCACGGGAGCUCUUCAAUCGGGUUCCGUGAAGCUGGGUAAAGAGGUCAAGUCGCUUUGGCUUGGCCAUGGAGACCACGAUAAAGCGUGCAGCUAUCAAGCGGCCAUAGAUUUCGCAGAGAGGCAAGAUAUCGAGGACAAGGUGGUCAAGACAUACGUGGGAGGUUAUCAUGCGCUACAUGUAGACCUGUGCCAGGAGGAAUAUGCCAAAGAUAUCACUGACUGGAUCUUGGAGAGAAGUCAAGACCAGAAACCGAUCGAGGCCAAGCUAUAGUGUAGCUGUAGAGGACUUGUGGAUGCGCGAGUAUCACGGGAUUCAAGCUCUCUUGUUUUCGAGAUGAUCAACAUCAUUCGAUGUUAUUGUAAUUUUUUUCAGCUUUUAGCAAAUAGCGAGAUCAUGCUAGUAUUUAUAUAAUAUUGGAUGCCAACCAAC
Fusarium redolens is the source of this 1185-nucleotide messenger RNA. Its product is annotated as Alpha/Beta hydrolase protein. The coding region runs from base 130 to 1026 and encodes 298 amino acids. NCBI's taxonomy places the organism in Eukaryota, Fungi, Ascomycota, Sordariomycetes, Hypocreales, Nectriaceae. Gene Ontology annotation, cellular component: membrane. Gene Ontology annotation, molecular function: lipase activity. The record is from RefSeq and is a predicted model, not a curated record. The transcript is spliced from 2 exons.